AGACAAGAAUGCGUAGCGUGCGUUAACGGUUGUCCUCGUGGCUGAGCAUUUCUUGCGAUGCCGCCCAAGAAGAAGCCGGAUCCGAAACAGAAAUCAUCGAAGCCGCAGAAGAAAGACGCAAAGUCAGGAGGAGGAGGGAAAGCAAAGAAAAAGAAAUGGUCAAAAGGCAAAACGCGAGAAAAGCUGAACAACUUGGUUUUGUUUGAUCAAGCGACGUAUGACAAACUGUACAACGAGGUUCCGAAGUACAAGCUGAUCACACCGAGUGUUCUGUCUGAGAGGUUGAAGAUCCGAGGCUCGUUGGCUCGUCAGGCGCUUAAUGAGUUGCUAGCAAAGGGUUAUAUCAGGCCAGUAUCAUUACACAGCUCACAGAAGAUCUACACAAGAGCAACGAAAGGAGACGAAGGAAAGUAGUCAGGAUGGUCGUUGACUUGUGUAGCAUCUAUAAUGGUUGUUCAAUAAAUGCACAGAAAGUGA
Molecule: messenger RNA, 477 nt
Organism: Corticium candelabrum
Lineage: Eukaryota; Metazoa; Porifera; Homoscleromorpha; Homosclerophorida; Plakinidae
Exons: 3
Coding region: 58-414 (118 amino acids)
Cellular component (GO): cytosolic small ribosomal subunit
Molecular function (GO): structural constituent of ribosome
Source: RefSeq, a predicted model, not a curated record